Molecule: messenger RNA, 2130 nt
Organism: Microstroma glucosiphilum
Lineage: Eukaryota; Fungi; Basidiomycota; Exobasidiomycetes; Microstromatales; Microstromataceae
Product: Pkinase-domain-containing protein
Exons: 4
Coding region: 1-2130 (709 amino acids)
Biological process (GO): mitotic DNA damage checkpoint signaling; protein phosphorylation
Cellular component (GO): nucleus
Molecular function (GO): protein serine/threonine kinase activity; ATP binding
Source: RefSeq, a predicted model, not a curated record
AUGCCAGUGAUCGAAAAUUUCAAGGCCUUCAUUCGUCAGGGCCGCGCUGCAAAGGAUAACCAAUACGAGGCUGGACAAGGACAGCAGCAGCAAGGGCAUACCUCCCGCGGGUCGACAUCGUCCCAGGGAGCAGCAGCAGCAGCCUCAAGCUCACAACAUCAUUCUCAGCACCACGGCCACUCUUCCUCCACUCAGCACAGAAACAACAACAUGAGCCACCCUGCGGAAACAACGGGCAGACAGCCCCAUGCUCCCAUCGGGUCCGCCACCACCACCGCCAAUGAUGUGUACCACCACGCUGUCAAUGACAAGUCGGCUUCAGUCGCAGCAAUUUCGCAGGCCAUGGCCUCUGGACAGACCGCCGCUGGCGGACACAGGAGUGGCAACCAGGCGGCUUCAGCAGCAGCAGCAGCGGCCGGCGGCGCGCGUCAAACUGAUGCUCAACAAUACCAGAAGGAGGCAGAGAGAAUCGUAGAGGAAGAGCGGCUGGCAUCAGAGAAGCUGCCUGUGUAUGCUGGCCUCGAGGACCGCUUCACCCUCAUUUGCAAGAUGGGAGAUGGCGCAUUCUCAAAUGUCUACAAGGCAAGGGAUAAGAAGACUGGUCAGAAAGUCGCUAUCAAAGUCGUGCGCAAGUACGAGCUCAACACUUCACAGGACGCCCGCCUGGACCCUCAAUGGAGGAAGAAGAACAGGGUUACAGAGAGAGCGAACAUUCUCAAAGAAGUACAAAUCAUGCGCAACUUCAAGCAUCCCGGUAUUGUGGAACUCUUGGAAUUCUCGGAAUCACGGGAUCAUUACUACCUCAUUCUGGAGCUGCUAGAGGGUGGUGAGCUCUUCCAUCAAAUCGUCAAGCUGACUUACUUCUCCGAGGCUCUUGCUCGUCACGUCAUCCUACAAGUCGCGAACGGUAUUCGCUAUCUACACGAGGAGCGUGGAGUAAUUCACCGAGAUAUCAAGCCCGAGAACCUUCUGUUCGAGUCCAUCAAGAUCAUUCCAUCCAAGGUCGACAAGGCUCGUCCGUACGACGAGGAGAAGGAGGAUGAGGGAGAGUUCAUGCCCGGCAUCGGAGGUGGUGGUAUCGGUGUCGUCAAAAUUGCCGACUUUGGUCUCAGCAAAGUCGUCUGGGAGGAGUCGACAAUGACGCCCUGUGGUACAGUCGGCUACACAGCGCCGGAGAUUGUCAAGGACGAGCGCUACUCCAAGUCCGUCGACAUGUGGGCGUUGGGCUGUGUCCUCUACACUCUCCUCUGUGGUUUCCCACCCUUCUACGACGAGUCGAUUUCUGUCCUGACAGAAAAGGUGGCAAAGGGAUACUACACCUUCUUGAGCCCCUGGUGGGACGACAUCUCCGGCUCCGCAAAGGACCUCAUCACUCACUUGCUGUGCGUCGACUCCAACCGUCGUUACACCAUUGACGAGUUCCUGGCGCACCCAUGGUGCAACGUCAAGGAUCCCGUGCCGAACCUCGACUCGGCAGACAUUGCUCUUGCACACACUUCGGAGAUGCCUCUGGACUCACCGCUGCUGCAGUCGAUGAAGAAGUCGGCCAACCCACGUUCGUUGAUGUCUCCUGGUAUCAAUCAGCUCAAAGAGGCAUUCGACGUCACGUAUGCUGUGCAUCGUCAAGAGGAGGAGGGAAGGAGGAAGGGCAACGCCAACCUCCACGGUCUCAAUGAGGAGGACGAGGAAGAUGAAGAGGACUACUCGCACGAAGCGUCUCAACCCGCGGCUGGUGCAGCACCUUCGACGAAUAGGGCGGGCGACGCAAUGAGGUAUCGCCAGGAACAGCAACAGCGCACGCAACAGCAGGCUGCCAAUGCCCGCUCCUCGCGCUCUACCCAGCAGCCAGGAGCCGAUCAACAGUACCAGGGCCGUGGUGGAGCAGAUCGCAAGCUUGCCGAAGCAGCCUUGUACGACGGUCGUGCGGGCACGCGCGACCGUGGCUCUACAGCAGGUGGUUCGGGUGGUAGGAGGAAGAACUUCGAGCUCAACAUGGGCAACGCUACUCUCUUGGGUAGGAGGAACAAAGGACCGCAGCCACCCAAUGGAGGUUUCAACCUCAGUGGACUCAACCUCGGAGGACCAGAGGCAGGACAUGCCGUGCCAGGAUCACCGAUGCGGGUGGAUUAA